AAACACCGUGAAGGCCCAAGUGCGAGUGAAGAAAGCCUCAAAAACUUGCUGACUCGGAAAAAGAAGGUGCCGCUUCAUGAAAAAAGAAGAGGGAAACGAAAAAACUUCCUGUCAUAUCUUGGAAACUCCUGCUCAGACUGCUGCUCAGACUCCAUUUCUCGAAUCAGGGAAGGUCGGUUCUCUCGAAUCAUGGAAGAAGUUGGGUUCUCUCAAACUGCUGCUCAGACUCCAUUUCUCGCCGCACAGGUACAAUUUAACAUGGAUUCAGGGUCUAAUCCAUUCCCAAGCUCCCAACAUCCUAACCAUGCUAACCUGUCAAGCCAAAUUCCAAAUCUGUUUACUCCCAUAAGCCAUCAGUUUCAGCCCCCAUAUCAGCUCAAUCCAUUAAAUGGUUCUUAUCCUCCUUAUAAUAAUCUACCUUACGGAUCUCACUUCUCAUUCCAAAAUCUCUUAAAUACUCCCAUUAUUUCAAGUGAACGUAAUGAAACACACAACUCACGCGGGGGAUGGAAAAGGAACCCCAAAGGUGUCCAUGAUAGUUCCAAUACUUCUCAACCUUUCACUUCUAAAAGAGAUUAUUGGAGUUCAGAAGAAGAUGUUGCACUAACAAAAGCAUGGCUACGUAUUUCUAUGGAUCCUGAUGUUGGUAACAAUCAGAAACUGACAGCUAUGUGGGAGCGAAUCUUACAAGUUUGGAGGGACACCAUGGGAGAUAAAUUCACCAAUGCCAGAAAAAGUAACAGCAUCCAAUGCCGAUGGACAAAAAUACAGAAAGCAGUCAAUAAAUUCCACGGAAUUUAUGAAAAACUUGAAAGGCAUCCUCAAAGUGGAUCAAACCCAGAAGAUUUAAAAACAAAGGCGUUGAGAAUGUAUGAAAGGCUUUCAAGUGGUAAUAAGAAAAAGGAAUUCAAGUAUGUGCAUUGCUGGGAACUUCUUAUCAGGAAUGCAAAAUGGUGCACAAAUCAGCUUACAAAGUCAUCUACAUAUGAUAAAGAUUGUUUAGUCAAUGGUAACACAGUGGUAACAGAUAAGAACACAUCUAAUGUAGGCAAUUGUUCUGUGGAGCCUGAAAAAGUUACAUGUGAUGAAAUUGUGCGCCCACAGGGAAGGAAGAGUUGUAAAGAAAGAAAGCGUAAGUUGAAUUCAGAAAAUGGAGUGAUAGAAGUGUUGAGUAAAUUACAGUGUACCUUAGACAAGCAAGUCGAAUUUAAUGUGGCAGAGAUGGAGUUGAAGAAGGAACUAAUGAAGAAGGAGAUAGAACUAAAAGAGCACAAUAAAAAAAUGAAGAUGAAGGAUCAGGAAAUGAGAGAGCGAGCCCAAAAAAGAUUAGAACAAGAACGCGUUAUGAAUCUUGAUUUGAGUAAGCUAUCCCCUACAGCCCGAGCUACAUAUGAAAUAUUACAAGCUCAAAUAUCAAAGGAGUGGGAAAGUGACAGCUUUUAAACCUGAAUACAUUAGAGAUACAUUAAUGCAUUUUAGUUUAAAACAUGUCAGUGUCAUUUGAUAUCAAAGACUUUAUUCUUCCUUUAUAGCAUUAGUUAUUUAGAUAGUUUAAUUAUAUAUUUCCUAAGAAUAUAUGAACCUUGUUUGUUUAUUAAUGACAUUAUUCAUUUUUUCCCUAUAACAUGUAUGUUUAUUUUUGUCCAUCUCUAAUCCUGAGCUAUCAGGGAAAUGAUAAGUGAAAGGAAGUGCUUACUUUUCUUAGUUGGAAAUC
Cuscuta europaea is the source of this 1714-nucleotide messenger RNA. The record is from the annotation of a GenBank genome assembly. Lineage: Eukaryota; Viridiplantae; Streptophyta; Magnoliopsida; Solanales; Convolvulaceae.